Messenger RNA from Heterobilharzia americana, 1281 nucleotides. Lineage: Eukaryota; Metazoa; Platyhelminthes; Trematoda; Strigeidida; Schistosomatidae. The record is from the annotation of a GenBank genome assembly.
AUGGGUUGGGGUUUUAAUACCUGUGGCCCAAAUGAAGCAAUGGUAGUCUCUGGCUGCUUCCACAAACGUCCUCUGUUGGUUCCUGGUGGACGCGUAUUUGUGUGGCCAGGUAUACAGCGGAUCGAAAGAAUGCCGUUAAAUACGAUGACUCUAAUCAUAGAAAGCCCAAGAAUUUACACCCAGCUAGGUGUUCCCAUAACAGUAACUGGUGUUGCACAAGUAAAAAUAAAUGGAACCAACGGAGAGAUGUUAGCAGCUGCAUGUGAACAAUUUCUAGGCAAAUCAGAGAAUGAAAUACGUGAAAUAGCUCAAGAAACACUUGAAGGUCAUCAACGUGCCAUCAUGGGCAAUAUGACUGUUGAAGAAAUAUACAAAGAUAGGAAAAAAUUCUCUAAAGCUGUCUUUGAAGUAGCCAGUUCUGAUUUAGUGAAUAUGGGUAUUAGUGUAGUCAGUUAUACACUGAAGGAUAUUAAAGAUGAUGAGGGUUAUUUAAACUCUCUUGGUUUAGCGAGAACAGCACAAGUUAAAUGUGAUGCACGUAUCGGUGAGGCUGAAGCCCGUCGUGAUGCUGGGAUCAGAGAGGCUGAGGCUGAAAAACGACGUGUUGCUGGACGACUUUCAAAUGAUAUUGAAAUUGCAAAAUCAAAACGGGAUUUCGAACUACAAAAUGCUAGUUAUGAAAAAGAAGUACAAGCACGUAAAGCUGAAUCUGAAUUGGCGUAUGAAUUACAGGCGGCUAAAGUGAAACAACAAAUUAAAGAGGAAGAAAUGCAAAUCACUGUUGUUGAAAAAACUCAACAAAUUCAAGUAGAAGAAUUAGAAAUUUUACGACAAGAGCGUCAUUUAGACGCCACUGUUCGGAAACCAGCUGAAGCGGAACGUUUUCGUCUAGAACGACUUGCAGAAGCUGAUCGUCUGCGUUUAACUGCUGAGGCUGAAGCAGAGGCAGAAUCAAUUCGAUUGCGUGGUCGAGCAGAAGCUGAAGCACUUGAGGCGAUAGCUCGAGCUGAAGCUGAACAAAUGGCUAAGAAAGCAGAAGCCUGGAAAAAUUAUCAAAAUGUUGCCAAAUUAGACAUGGUUCUACAAUCCCUGCCAAAGAUUGCUGCAGAGAUUAGUUCACCGUUGACGAAAUGUGAAAAAGUAACUAUGGUAUCCACAGGUGAAGGAGAUAUUGGUGUUGCCAAACUCACGGGUGAAUUGUUCACAAUCAUGAACAGUUUACCACAAUUGAUACAUUCCAUGACUGGUUUAGAUGUCUACAAAAGCAUAAAAACAGUAUAG